Tripterygium wilfordii is the source of this 2000-nucleotide messenger RNA. Its product is annotated as mRNA-decapping enzyme-like protein. The coding region runs from base 507 to 1520 and encodes 337 amino acids. Gene Ontology annotation, biological process: positive regulation of catalytic activity; deadenylation-dependent decapping of nuclear-transcribed mRNA; deadenylation-independent decapping of nuclear-transcribed mRNA. Gene Ontology annotation, cellular component: P-body. Lineage: Eukaryota; Viridiplantae; Streptophyta; Magnoliopsida; Celastrales; Celastraceae. Gene Ontology annotation, molecular function: enzyme activator activity; mRNA binding. The transcript is spliced from 8 exons. The record is from RefSeq and is a predicted model, not a curated record.
GGGAUCCUACUAUCAGGUCUUGUUGGGCCAAGCCCGGUGUACUUCUCAGAUCGUGCAUUCACGGUUCAUGAUUCGGAUAAUCGCACGCGUGGGUUAGAAAGUUGUCUCGCACUUUUCUGUCCCAUGAAAGUCCAAGGCUGGAGGAUGAUUGCGUAGGGCUUCAAACGGCAGCGUUUUCUUGAUUGCUUGACAAUCACGCCCGUUAGUUGAGAUAGGCUAUUUUCAGUGUUUUAGUCCCUUCCCUAAACGGAAAUUUUGCCAAACUAACAAAGCUGAGUGGAUCUCUCAUUCUCUCUGAAUCCUCAAAACCCAGUCUUCUAGGGUUUGUGCUUGAGCAACUAACUGAUCAAAAUCCCUAAUUCAUGAAAAAUAAAAUUUUGAUGACAGAAUGUUGCAGAACGGAAAAUUGAUGCCGAAUCUGGACCAACAGAGCACAAAGCUGCUCAAUCUCACAGUUCUUCAACGAAUCGAUCCUUUCAUUGAGGAGAUUCUCAUUACCGCGGCUCAUGUUACCUUCUACGAGUUCAAUAUCGAGCUCAGCCAAUGGAGUCGCAAGGAUGUCGAAGGAUCCCUUUUCGUCGUUAAGAGGUGAGUUCGUUGACAUGAAUGCACAACCUCGGUUUCAGUUUAUUGUGAUGAACCGGCGUAAUACAGAUAAUUUGGUGGAAAAUCUGUUGGGAGAUUUUGAAUAUGAGAUCCAGGUUCCAUAUCUUUUAUACCGUAACGCAUCUCAAGAAGUUAACGGCAUUUGGUUCUACAAUGCUCAAGAGUGUGAAGUGGUUGCAAAUCUUUUUAGCAGGAUAUUGAAUGCAUACUCCAAGGUGCCUCAGAAGUCAAAAGUGUCAACAAAUAAAAGUGAAUUUGAGGAACUUGAAGCUGUCCCAGGUAUGGCAGUCAUGGAAGGUCCUCUGGAGCCACCAUCUUCGACUGCCUCCAAUGUCACUGAUGCCCCUGAUGAUCCUGCCUUUGUGAACUUCUUUAGCGCAGCUAUGAAUAUUGGUAAUCCUCCACAUGCAUCAGUUGCCGGUCAACCUUACCGAUCUUCUGCAAAAGUCCGUUCACCUUCCCUUCCUGUUAGUGUGCCCCCUGCCACUGUUCCAUCCUUGCAAAUGUCAUCUCCUUCUCUGCCUCCAUCUACUGCUUUAAUUCCACUUCUUGAUACCAUUGAAUCCAACAACAACAGCAACCGGACCACUAAUCUUGUAAAACCCUCUUCAUUUUUUGUUCCUCCUCCUUCUUUGGCUGCCAGGACAAUGCCACAUGUAUCUCCAUUACUGCCCACUGCUCCUCCACUCAACCCACCUGCGAAUCUGCGGCGUCCAUAUGGUGCUCCACUGCUUCAGCCUUUUCCACCGCCAACGCCACCUCCAUCUCUUACUCCUACAUCUUCUGUGCCUACUGCCAACUAUGGUCAAGUCCUCAACAGAGACAAAGUUCGAGAUGCCCUUUUGGUGCUUGUUCAGGAUGAUCAAUUCAUCGACCUGGUUUACCGAGCGCUGCUAAAUGCACAUAACUCGUGAUUUGUUGGAGGAGGCACCACCACCAUGGUGCUGGAGUUUUGUUUAUGUGUAGCUUUAUUCCUGGACUGUCGCUGUGUAAGAAGGCCCAAUUUGUAUAGUAUUUUGGCUCUUGUCAGUUCCUUUGGCUGUUUUAUCCCUAGAUAUUAUCACUAUCAUAUUUGUGCGUGCUAGUAAAGAUGUUCCAUUGGACGUUGUCCUUAUCAAAUGCAUGGGAAGUAUUUUUAAGUUGCAAGUCCUGGAACUCAAUUGAUGAUUUGUGUCAUGGCCUUGAAUGACGUUAACAAUUUUCACUGCAUUGUUUGGUACGCAACUUUCCGAACAUCCCAUCGUGGGUCCUUUUUUUAGAAAAUUUUUUUAAUGAAUUUAUCUAUUGUUACUUCUGUGCUCUGCCGCAGUAGAAUAUUUACAUCAUUUUUCAUUUAUUGGAAUACAAAAGUUAGUUCAAAUAUGUAAUUAUAAUUAUGAAAUAAAAAAUAAAAU